AUGGGAAUGGCUGAUGCCGCCCAGUUACUUCCCUAUUUGGCUGGUUCUAAAUCUGUUGUUGCUUAUCAGUAUCCUGUUAAGACAACGGCAUUUGCUCACUUGUUUGUCGGACCUACCAUAGGCAGUCUUGCCGUCAUACUGCUUGUGGGAUUCGCAGCUGCAUUCUUCGUCCCCCGUCUUCCACUUGGAAUCCCUCGACGUGACUUCAGUGUAUUCACAUGGUUGGCGGCAUUCGAAGGAGAUGGGAUGAUUCACCAGGCCGUAAAGCAAAACAUAGAGCGCAAUAUGGAGUAA
Acaulospora colombiana is the source of this 294-nucleotide messenger RNA. NCBI's taxonomy places the organism in Eukaryota, Fungi, Glomeromycota, Glomeromycetes, Diversisporales, Acaulosporaceae. The record is from the annotation of a GenBank genome assembly.